AUGUGCUACGGCAGUCGAUUAUCUGAGAUAUUCCUCCUCAACCUGGCAGGAUAUUAUUCUCAUAAGAAAGGAGAAAGCGCUAGGUCGUUUACUAUUUCAGCUCCUUGUUAUAAUGUCGGAGUCUUCGGUAAAUGCACGAACGGAGGAGCUCCAAAUCCGCGAGACUGCAAUUUAUGCCUCUGCCCUAAUGGCUACGGUGGAACGCUCUGCGGUCAGCGAAAGGCAGGUUGUGGAGGCACACUAGCGGCGACUACUGCUUGGAAAUCAAGGAAUAUCACGCUCGGCAAUAAUACAAUAACGACCAUACGUGAAACCUACACACAGUGCAAUGACUGGAUUACGGCACCAAAAAAUAAAACCAUUCAAAUUCGAGUGACAGCCCUCAAGGAUGUGAUCUGUGCCAACGGCUGCGUAUACAAGCUCAAUCGAACCAAAGGUUAUCGCAGAUAUCGCCAUGACUAG
Molecule: messenger RNA, 462 nt
Organism: Cooperia oncophora
Lineage: Eukaryota; Metazoa; Nematoda; Chromadorea; Rhabditida; Trichostrongylidae
Source: the annotation of a GenBank genome assembly